AUGACAGAACCUCUCAAACCACAGACCGUGCUCGAUGUUGACCCGUGGCUCGAACCCAAUGUUCCCGCCGUCAUCCACCGCCAUGACCUCUUCAGGAAGUGGAAGGACAACAUCCAGCAAGCAGAAGGUGGAUACGAUGCAUUCACCAAGGGAUAUCUCAAGUUCGGCCUGAAUGUGGGUCAGAAUGGAGAGGUUGUGUAUAGAGAAUGGGCACCGAACGCGAAGGAGGCUGCUUUGAUCGGCGACUUCAACGAGUGGAACAGGAAUAGCCAUCUCAUGAAGAAGAACGAAUAUGGCAUCUGGGAGAUUACUGUACCCCCCACUUCGCCGGGCGUAUGCGCUAUCCCCCACGAUUCGAAGAUUAAAAUAUCGAUGGUUCUGCCUUCCGGAGAACGGAUUGAACGUCUCCCCACGUGGAUCACUCGCGUCACCCAGGAACUGGCAGUGUCACCCGUGUACGACGCACGAUUUUGGAACCCUCCGCCGGAACAGCGGUACAAGUUCAAGAACCAACGUCCGCCGCAGCCCAAAAGCGUCCGUAUUUACGAGGCUCAUGUUGGUAUUUCCACUACCGAAUAUAGGGUCGGAACGUACAAAGAGUUCACGACGAACACCCUUCCGAGGAUCAGAGACCUGGGAUACAACACCAUCCAGCUCAUGGCUAUCAUGGAACACGCUUACUACGCCUCGUUCGGCUACCAGGUGACGAGCUUCUUCGCGGCGAGUUCGCGCUACGGCUCCCCGGAGGAGCUAAAAGAGCUGAUCGACACUGCGCACGGGAUGGGGAUCACCGUGCUCCUGGAUAUCGUGCAUUCACACGCGUGCAAGAACGUGCUCGACGGAAUCAACCUCUUCGAUGGCACAGACCAUCUUUACUUCCACGAGGGCGGUAAGGGGCGGCAUGACCUCUGGGACAGCCGCCUGUUUAACUACGGAAGCCAUGAAGUGCUCCGCUUCUUACUGAGCAACCUACGCUUCUGGAUAGAAGAGUACCAGUUCGACGGGUUCCGGUUCGACGGCGUUACAAGCAUGAUGUAUAUUCACCACGGGAUCGGGACUGGCUUCUCUGGCGGGUACCAUGAAUAUUUUGGUGACUCGGCUGAUCUCGAGGCGAUUGUGUAUCUCAUGCUCGCAAAUGAUGCGAUGCACUCGCUCUACCCAUUCUGUAUCACCAUCGCAGAAGACGUGUCUGGGAUGCCGCUGCUUUGCGUGCCAGUAUCGAAGGGUGGGGUGGGGUUCGACUACCGCCUGUCGAUGGCGAUCCCCGACAUGUGGAUUAAGCUGCUCAAGCACAAGAGUGACGACGAUUGGGAGAUGAGCAACAUCGUGCACACGCUAACCAACCGCAGAUACCGCGAGAAGAGCAUUGCUUACGCGGAGAGCCACGACCAGGCGCUCGUCGGUGACAAAACGCUCGCGUUCUGGCUCAUGGAUAAGGAGAUGUACACAAACAUGUCGGACCUGACGGAGUAUACACCAAUUAUCUCGCGUGGAAUCGCGCUGCACAAGAUGAUCCGUCUGCUCGUGCACUCCCUCGGUGGGGAGGGUUAUCUGAACUUUGAAGGCAACGAAUUCGGUCACCCUGAGUGGCUCGACUUCCCUCGCGAGGGCAACGGCAACUCGUUCCACUACGCCCGACGUCAGUGGAACGUCGUUGAUGACAAGCUGCUUCGGUACAGAUACCUGAAUGAGUGGGACAAGGCGAUGAACCACACGGAGGAGAAGUACGGCUGGCUCGCCGCAGAGCCCGCGUACGUCUCGCUGAAGCAUGAGGUCGACAAGGUGAUCGUGUUCGAGCGCGCGGGACUGCUCUUCGCGUUCAACUUCCACUCGACGAAGUCGUUCACGGACUACCGCGUCGGCGUGGAAGAGCCCGGCGAGUACCACAUCGUGCUGACGAGCGACGAGAAGCGCUUCGGCGGGUUCGAUAACGUGCACCUUGGCGGGCAGUACUUCACGACGCCGCUGGAGUGGAAUGGACGUAAGAAUUGGCUGCAGGUUUAUAUCCCGACGCGCACCUGCAUUGUUCUUGCGAAGAACUGA
Sparassis crispa is the source of this 2043-nucleotide messenger RNA. Its product is annotated as 1,4-alpha-glucan-branching enzyme. Lineage: Eukaryota; Fungi; Basidiomycota; Agaricomycetes; Polyporales; Sparassidaceae. Gene Ontology annotation, biological process: glycogen biosynthetic process. Gene Ontology annotation, molecular function: hydrolase activity, hydrolyzing O-glycosyl compounds; 1,4-alpha-glucan branching enzyme activity; cation binding. The transcript is spliced from 8 exons. The coding region runs from base 1 to 2043 and encodes 680 amino acids. The record is from RefSeq and is a predicted model, not a curated record. Gene Ontology annotation, cellular component: cytoplasm.